GACCUUCUAGACCGAAGAAAUGAAGAAGGCGAUGGCUGUGUAUUUGAUGUUGACCGAUAUUGACCGCAGGAAGAUUAUGAGGAGGUACGGUUUAUGUGGUGUUUGUUUGUAAUGCUAUAUGAUGUCAAUAGCGGUCAAUAGCAAAGUAUCGUAAAAGUGGAUGCAAUUUAUUUUUGGUAACCGUGAUUUUCUAAUUAAUGACUUGAAGUACGAGAGGAAGUUUUUAUUUUCUAUCAUUGCCAAGGCUGGAAACACAAAUGCAGUAAUAUGGUUAGUUAUACGAAUGCUCGAAAAUUUACGGAACUGAAAAAACUGUUCAGAGAUUGAAGAAAUGAAGUUUCAGCAUUAAUAAUGGCAUCAAAAAUGGCCUUGAAACCAGGGCCACUUCUUAACCGCUACAGACAUUUCUUCAUAGGGCUGUUUGUCGUUCUCUUGCUGUCUUUUGCGAUUGUUGUAGUUGUUCAUUAUUUACCAACUGGAGUUUAUGAAAGACACAGAAAAGUUUAUCAGCACAUUUCAUUAGAUAACCUCGACAGGGUGCCAGAAGUAAUAAUUGCAGCAGAUGCACCACUUUCUGAAGGAAGAAAUCCUCAUUGUAGUUACUAUGACUGUUUUAAUGUUUACCGAUGUGGGCACACAGGUAAUAAUAAAAUUCAAGUUUAUGUUUAUCCCUUAAGAAAAUAUGUGGAUGAACGAGACAUUCCAGUGGGAAGUAAGACGUCAAGAGAGUUCUAUUUCAUUCUUCAGACAAUAUUAGAGAGCAAAUAUUAUACACCAAAUCCAGAAGAAGCAUGCAUCCUUGUACCAUCAAUUGACACCCUAAAUCAGAACCGUUUUAGGGUCAUGGAAACAUCUUCAGCUUUGGCAUCUUUACCUUACUGGAAGGAUGGGGAAAACCACUUGAUAUUCAACAUGGUUCCUGGUGGUGUCCCAGACUACAGUACUGUGGUGGAACUGUCACUGGGUCAUGCCAUUGUGGCGGGUGCUGGUUUCUCUUCCUGGACUUACAGGAUGGGUUUUGACGUCUCGUUGCCAGUGUACAGUCCAGUGGUGACGCAGCUUACUCCAGAUACUCGUCACAGGUUUGCAAGACCGUGGUUGGUUGUGUCCAGUCAGAUCAACCUGCACCCUGAAUAUGAAAGAGGACUGUGGCAUUUGGCCCAGGAUCACUCCGAAUUACUGCUGCUGGAAGCCUGUACAGGGGCUAAUCAGGGCAACUACAGCAUGAGGUGCCGUGGCAAGGAAGUGUUUCAGUACCCACAUGUGCUUCAGCGAGCCAAGUUUUGUUUAGUAAUUCGAGGAGCAAGACUUGGACAGCCCACGCUGCUAGAAGCUCUUGCCACUGGCUGCGUUCCUGUCAUGUGUGCAGACUCCCUUGUGAUGCCCUUCCAAGAUGUGCUUGAUUGGAAGAGAGCAGCUGUAUUUGUCUCAGAAGAUGACUUGGGCAACCUGAUGGAAAUCCUGACCAGUGUGUCUGAUGACCGAAUAGCAGAAUUACAGAGACAGGGCAGCUGGUUGUAUGAGCAGUAUCUCUCUUCAGUAAGGGCUAUCACACUCACCACUUUGGACAUACUCAAUAAUCGGGUGUUCCCUCAAAGUGCCCGUACUUAUCAAGACUGGAAUAUGCCUUCAGAUCCAAUGGCGUCCAAGUCUCCACUGUUCUUACAGCUUACAGCUCCACGUUCUCAAGGCUUUACUGCAGUUGUCCUGACUUACGAUCGUGUGGAGAGUCUUUUCUCACUCAUUCAGAAGCUGGUCAAGGCUCCAAGCCUCAGCAAAGUUCUUGUAGUGUGGAACAAUCAGCGUAAGGCACCGCCACACCCAUCAAUGUGGCCUAAAAUUGGCAAACCAUUGAAGGUGAUACAAACUAAAGAAAACAAACUGUCAAACCGCUUCUACCCAUAUGAGGAGAUUGAGACGGAGGCCAUACUUACAAUUGAUGAUGAUAUUGUGAUGCUGACAGCUGAUGAGCUUGAGUUUGGAUAUGAGGUUUGGCGAGAGUUUCCGGAUCGCAUUGUAGGAUUUCCAUCCCGAACUCAUGUCUGGGAUAAUGCCACUCAGCAAUGGAAGUAUGAAUCAGAGUGGACCAAUCAGAUCUCAAUGGUGCUUACAGGAGCUGCAUUUCACCACAAGUAUUGGAGCUACCUCUACACUACAUCAAUGCCAGGGAAUAUUAAAGAAUGGGUGGACGAGCAUAUGAACUGCGAGGACAUCGCAAUGAACUUCCUUGUCGCAAAUGUCACUAGCAAGGCUCCAAUUAAAGUAACACCAAGAAAGAAGUUCAAGUGUCCAGAGUGUACCAACACUGAAAUGCUGUCAUCUGAUUUGAAUCACAUGAUGGAGAGGUCACAGUGUAUUGACAGAUUUUCCUCUAUCUAUGGUUCAAUGCCUCUCCAAACAGUGGAGUUCCGUGCUGAUCCAGUUCUCUACAAAGACAGCUUCCCAGAGAAACUUAAAAGAUUCAACGAUAUAGGAAGUUUAUAGGACCUCAUUUCAGUAACUUACUUGUUGAAACUGUUCACAUUUUGUUACUCUAAGCUAUGGCUAGAUGUGACUACACCACAAUAUGCUGCUUAAUGUUAUAUGAUUAAUAAUAGCCUGUAGUUGCAUUGGUUAAAUAGUCCAGUCAAAAGAAACACCGGUUUUUGUUUUAGUAAGUGAAGUAUACAGUAGGAGCCAGGAUAGCUGAUUUGGUAUUGUGACUAAGCUACAGGCUGGGUCACUGAGGAAUCUGGGUGCAGUUGCUGAUAGGGGCAAGAGAUUGUCUCUUCUCUGCAGCAGUCCAACCAGCUCCUAGCCAGUGCCACCAGACUUAAAGUCACUGGGGGCAUAAAGUUGAUUGCUAAUCUCCAGAAACUGCUGAAGAACGCCAGUAGCUGUGCUUCCACUUGUCAUAACUGGAGGUAUUAUGAGCAAGAGGGGUACGGGGUGAAUGUUCUGUGUUGUUUGCCAAGAAAUCAGUUCUUGCUCAUGGAGGGUGUUGUUUUCCUCACUUCAGCCACUCAAAUUACAGGAUAGCACUUGCCUUGUUUUUCUUGUGUUGUAAGUGGCUUAGUGACAGACUGGAGUGCAUCUCAGAACUGGCCACUGGUAUGUGUGAACAUAUUUUAUAGUAAAUAAAAUCUAAAAGUUCCUGAUGGUGGUAUAUUAA
Messenger RNA from Cryptotermes secundus, 3151 nucleotides. RefSeq names its product exostosin-2 (gene sotv). Gene Ontology annotation, cellular component: membrane. Bases 352 to 2484 code for a protein of 710 amino acids. Gene Ontology annotation, molecular function: glycosyltransferase activity. The transcript has 11 exons. The record is from RefSeq and is a predicted model, not a curated record. NCBI's taxonomy places the organism in Eukaryota, Metazoa, Arthropoda, Insecta, Blattodea, Kalotermitidae.